Messenger RNA from Mesitornis unicolor (brown roatelo), 2117 nucleotides. RefSeq names its product acyl-CoA synthetase long-chain family member 6 (gene ACSL6). The transcript is spliced from 20 exons. Gene Ontology annotation, molecular function: arachidonate-CoA ligase activity. Gene Ontology annotation, cellular component: membrane; endoplasmic reticulum. Bases 21 to 2117 code for a protein of 698 amino acids. Lineage: Eukaryota; Metazoa; Chordata; Aves; Mesitornithiformes; Mesitornithidae. The record is from RefSeq and is a predicted model, not a curated record. Gene Ontology annotation, biological process: very long-chain fatty acid metabolic process; long-chain fatty-acyl-CoA biosynthetic process; long-chain fatty acid metabolic process.
CUGUUUCGCUGGCGGAGAAGAUGCAGGCUCAGGAAAUCCUGCGGAGCCUGCGGCUCCCCGAAUUCGAUGACCUCAGCCAGUUUUUCCGCAACCUGCCGGCCACCGCGCUGGUGGGCAUCGGUGCCUUUGCUGCCGUCGUCGCUUACUGGUUUGCCAGCCGGCCCCGGGCCGUGAAGCCGCCCUGCGAUCUGCGGAUGCAGUCAGAGGAGGUCGAGGGCCUGGACGGGGCACGCCGGUCGGUCAUCGGGGACAGCCCACAGCUGCUGACUCACUACUAUGAUGAUGCCAGGACCAUGUACGAAGUCUUCAGGAGGGGAUUCAGCAUCUCUGAAAACGGCCCCUGCCUGGGAUUCAGGAAGCCCAAGCAGCCCUACCAGUGGCUGUCUUACAAGGAGGUGGCUGAAAGAGCAGAAGCUCUGGGUUCAGGACUUAUUCAGCAGGGCUGCAAGCCAUCCACCAAGCAGUUCAUUGGGGUCUUUGCUCAAAACCGUCCAGAGUGGAUCAUUUCCGAGCUGGCUUGCUACACCUACUCCAUGGUGGUGGUUCCCCUCUAUGACACCUUAGGUCCUGGAGCCAUUCGUUACAUUGUCAACACAGCUGACAUUUCCACAGUCAUCUGUGACAAACCUGAAAAAGCCAGAAUACUCCUCGACCAUGUGGAGAGGAGAGAAACACCAGGGCUUAGCUCCAUCAUCCUGAUGGACCCCUUUGAGAAGGAGCUGAUGGAGAGAGGGAGGUGCUGUGGGGUUCGCAUCCAAACCAUGCAGGAGGUGGAGGACUGUGGCCGUGAGAGUCGACACAUGCCUGUGCCUCCUCGACCAGAAGAUCUAUCAAUCGUCUGUUUUACUAGUGGCACUACAGGAAACCCCAAAGGUGCUAUGCUGACCCAUGGGAACGUGGUUGCUGAUUUUUCAGGCUUUCUGAAAGUGACGGAGAAAGUGAUCUUUCCGAGACAGGACGAUGUGCUCAUCUCCUUCCUGCCUCUGGCUCACAUGUUUGAAAGAGUUAUCCAGUCUGUCGUAUAUUGUCAUGGAGGGCGAAUUGGGUUCUUCCAAGGCGAUAUUCGUCUCCUAUCUGAUGAUAUGAAAGCGUUGCGUCCAACCAUCUUCCCUGUUGUGCCGCGGCUGUUAAACAGGAUGUACGACAAAAUCUUCAGCCAGGCAGACACAUCCCUCAAGCGCUGGAUUCUGGAAUUUGCUGCGAAACGGAAAAAGGCGGAAGUGCGAAACGGGAUCAUUAGAAAUGACAGCUUGUGGGAUAAGCUUUUCUUUAAUAAAAUACAGGCGAGUCUCGGUGGGUGCGUUCGCAUGAUAGUAACAGGCGCUGCCCCGGCCUCUCCGACUGUCCUGGGCUUCCUUCGUGCAGCCCUUGGAUGUCAGGUUUAUGAAGGUUAUGGCCAGACAGAAUGUACAGCUGGAUGCACCUUUACAACCCCAGGUGACUGGACAUCAGGUCAUGUAGGAGCCCCUUUGCCUUGUAACUUAAUCAGAUUGAAGGAUGUGGAAGAGCUGAAUUAUUUUGCUUCCAAAGGAGAAGGAGAGAUAUGUGUGAAAGGACCAAAUGUUUUCAAAGGUUAUCUGAAAGAUGAAGAGAAGACAACUGAAGCGCUGGACCAGGAGGGCUGGCUUCACACUGGAGACAUUGGGAGAUGGUUACCUAAUGGGACUCUUAAAAUUAUUGAUCGGAAAAAGCAUAUAUUUAAACUUGCUCAGGGAGAAUAUAUUGCACCGGAGAAGAUAGAGAAUAUCUAUAUCCGCAGUGACCCUGUUGCCCAGAUCUAUGUCCAUGGAGACAGCCUGCAGGCCUUUCUGGUGGGAAUUGUGGUGCCUGAUUCUGAAGUUAUGCCAGGCUGGGCAAAGAAGAGAGGGUUUGAUGGAGCAUAUGCAGAACUCUGUAAAAAUAAGGAACUGCAGCAAGCAAUAAUGGAAGACAUGGUACGGUUAGGUAAGGAGAGUGGACUUCAUUCCUUUGAGCAGGUCAAAGCCAUUUACAUUCACUCUGAUAUGUUCUCAGUACAAAACGGUUUGUUGACACCAACAUUAAAGGCUAAGAGACCAGAACUAAGAGAUUACUUCAAAAAACAAAUAGAAGAGCUAUAUUCAAGCAUCUCCAUCUGA